Messenger RNA from Ricinus communis (castor bean), 1965 nucleotides. RefSeq names its product protein HOTHEAD. Gene Ontology annotation, molecular function: flavin adenine dinucleotide binding; oxidoreductase activity, acting on CH-OH group of donors. The record is from RefSeq and is a predicted model, not a curated record. The coding region runs from base 51 to 1784 and encodes 577 amino acids. The transcript is spliced from 5 exons. NCBI's taxonomy places the organism in Eukaryota, Viridiplantae, Streptophyta, Magnoliopsida, Malpighiales, Euphorbiaceae.
UUUGUAAAGGACACUUGUAGAUUUUACAAUUUGUAUAAGGUCUUGGAGAGAUGGUUGUACCUGCUUGGAAAUAUAUAGGCAUUGUUCUUGCGUGGACUUUCAUGCUUCAUGGCAUCUCUUAUUCAGAAAAAGCUCCGAGUUACACGUUUGUUAACAAAGCAACAUCAGCCCCAAGAAUUCUUCAAUACGACUACAUAAUCAUCGGCGGAGGAACUUCAGGCUGCCCAUUAGCGGCCACUCUGUCUAAGCAUGCAAAAGUGCUAGUCCUCGAAAGAGGAGGCUCUCCAUAUGGCAAUCCUAACAUAACCGACAUAGGCAACUUCGUUGCUUCGCUUUCAGACACAUCUCCUUAUUCCCCUUCUCAACAAUUCAUCUCCGAGGAUGGAGUCUACAACACUCGCGCACGUGUUCUAGGCGGGGGAAGCGCCCUGAACGCCGGAUUUUUCACGCGCGCGAGCGUUGAUUAUGUGAAGCAAGCAGGGUGGAAAGAGAAAUUGGUGAAUUCAUCUUAUGCAUGGGUUGAGAAAAAAGUAGCAUUUAGACCACAAAUGUUGCAGUGGCAAUCAGCAGUGAGGGACGGGCUGAUAGAAGCAGGGCUGCUGCCUGACAAUGGAUUUACUUAUGAUCAUGUCCAUGGAACUAAAGUUGGAGGUUCAAUCUUUGACAGAGAUGGUCACAGGCAUACUGCUGCGGAUCUACUUGAGUAUGCCGAUCCAAGAAAUAUUACAGUUUAUUUGCAUGCUACUGUUGUCAAGAUCUUGUUUACGCAGAGAGGGAGACCAUGGCCGAGACCGAGAGCUUAUGGGGUGGUAUUUGAAGAUAUAUUAGGAUUCAGGCACACGGCAUUCUUGAAUAGGAACGCAAAGAAUGAGAUAAUCUUGUCAGCUGGUGCAUUAGGAAGCCCACAACUGCUGAUGCUGAGUGGUAUUGGACCAGGCUACCAUCUUCGGGCUCAUGGCAUUCCUAUAGUGUUGGACCAGCCGAUGGUGGGUGAAGGGAUGGCAGAUAAUCCUAUGAAUCUUAUUUUCAUUCCUUCUCCUUUGCCAGUUGAGGUCUCGCUAAUACAAGUUGCGGGCAUCACUCGAUUUGGUAGCUAUAUUGAGUCAGCCAGUGGUCUAACAUAUGCUUACGCUUGGGCACGAAGAUUUAUUAGGGAGUACGAGCAGUCAUCGAAUCAGACAGGCGAGCCGAACAUGUUGACCCCGGCAGCAAUGGCUAAGGCAGUUGAAACCGUGAAUUCCCUAGUGAAUGCAACGUUAAGGGGUGGAGUUAUACUAGAAAAGGUAAUGGGUCCACUCUCCACAGGCGAUCUCAAGCUUAGGACAACAAACCCAAACGACAAUCCAUCAGUCAAAUUCAAUUACUUCAAGGAACCAGAGGACUUGAGGACUUGUGUUGAGGGAAUGAAAACUAUUAUAGAUGUAAUAAACUCUAACGCAUUUUCAAAGUUUCGUUACAGACAUGUGCCAGUGCAAGCUCUCAUUAGCCUGAUGGCAAAUCUGCCUGUGAACUUGAGACCAAGACAUGUUACUACAGCAAUUUCCUUGGAACGAUUUUGCGUCGACACUGUCAUGACCAUUUGGCAUUAUCAUGGAGGCUGUCAAGUUGGCAAGGUUGUGGAUCGUGAUUACAGGGUUAUUGGUGUCGAUGGAAUAAGGGUUAUUGAUGGCUCCACUUUUCUUCGCUCCCCUGGAACUAAUCCUCAAGCUACUGUCAUGAUGCUUGGAAGGUAUAUGGGGAAGAGGAUACUGCGCGCGAGACUUGCUGAUAGGAGAAGUAGAUAACAAAUCUUUUCACUAGUUUUCCAUAAUUGUUGUUUGAUCGGAAAUGUUAUGUACUUAUUUCUGCAUGCGUGUUACUUUGUAGAGUUUGAAUUGGAUCAAUUUUGGUAAUUUAGUACUUUUCUGUGAUUUUGUGAUACAAUCUAAUCUAAUUGAGAAAAUAAUAAACUGAUUUGAAAAAAGA